AGCCAUUGCCAAACACUUGUCUCUCUCCCGUGAUCUUUCUCCUUCUUCCACGUCUCUCUUUCAUAUCCAAACACAAGCGUCGAUCUUCGGUUCCAAGCACAAUUUAAAGGAAACCAAGUUCAGAAUUCCUCCAGCUCUGAUUUUCAGGAAUGGCAUCUUCAAGCACUAGCAUCAAAUAUCCUUCUCUACUUUAUGAAGAAGGGAAAUCGCCUCUCCAACAUAGGAGCAUGAACCACAAUUGUUUUGUGUCGAAAAUUGGAAUUUUGAGAGAAGGAUUAGGGGUGGAUGUGUGGGAUAAACUGAAGGAAUCAUCUCUUGGAGUGUUUAUAAAGUUUGUUGAAUUGGAAUACAUAUGGGCUGGGCAGAGAGUUCAUUAUCUACUCACACAUCAGCUGAGAAUCAACAACAUUCAUGAGAUUUGGUCUUUGAUCAAUGAUAGGCCAAUUAGAUUUUCUUUAAAUGAGUUUGCGGAGAUAACAAGUUUAAAUUGUGAUGCAUUUGACCCUUCAGAAAACUUUGAUGUUGAUCACCAUGAUUUCUGGAAAGAAAUGAAAAUACCAACAACCCUUGAUGGUCCUAUGUGGAGUGAGCUGCUAAAGGUGAUUGAUUUUAGCAAAGCAUGGGAUGUUGAUAAGAGAAUGAUGGUUGGUUGGUUAUGUCUAUUGUCAGUAUGCAUACAUGGAAUUCAUCAUACAUCUAGAAUCCCGUUGGCGACCGCUAAGAGAGUUUUAGAUCCAGUUGCUUUUGAAAAACAUCCAUGGGGUCAGGUGGCUUUUAGUAGUCUAGUGAAUUCUGUUAAGAUUGUUGACUACGAUAGAGAUUCAUACACCAUACACGGGUGUGUUCCUGCUAUGUUGAUUUGGCUGUAUGAGAGUGUUACUGGAAUUGGAGAAAGUUAUGGGUUUAGAAGGACAUAAACGAUUGGUGCUCCACUUCUUGAUUGGCGAUCAUCUAGAAAACGUAUCAACUUCACAAACUUCAUCAAAAAAGAGAAGGAGUUGCACGAACAGGUUCAUGUUAGGCAUAUGGUUCAUGUUUUAGAGGAAAAAAUGUAUCCUCUAUGGUUGGACGCAUAUGAGCAUACGAAUCCACACCUAGACGAGCUCAUUAAAGAUCUCAUUCAUAACUGUUUGUCUCUAGAUGCUUGGAGUUGUGUCAAAACGGUUGGUAUAAGUUCAAAAAAGAAGAAAAGAAGUGUUGAAGCUGCUAAGGAGAAGGACGAAAGAGGGUGCAAUCCUAAGAAAAAGAGAUUGACAGAUAGUGAUCCUAAAUCUGAACAAGGAGAAAAUGUAACAAACACGGAGGAAGAUAAAGAUGAGAAGAAAAUUUCUUUUGAUAUUUGGAGGGCGAUUGAAAAAAUGAAUGAGACUAUUUUUGAGUUGGGCAACACCCUCAACAGUCGAAUGGAUGCUUUGGAGAGCAAAUUUGAAACAUUUGUUGAAAAGAAAAUGACUGUGUUAGAAGAGAAGAUGAGUGAGAGGAUUAAAGCAGUGGAGAAAGAAAGAAAUGAGGCAAAAGAUGCUGGUAUACCAAACGAUGCCACUUCGCACACCAUUGAGGAUGAUGAGGGAACAAGUAAAGCACCUUCAUGGAUUGUUGAGAUGAAGCAGACAUCACAUGAUGAAUAUCCAGUUCAAAGAGCGGUCAGGAAGGUAUACACUGUCAUCAAUAAGGAGAAGAAAGAAGAAGAUGAGAUAUCAGAGAAUCUUCCUCUCUUGGAGAAGAAGGAAUCUAUUAAGGUUGAGAAGAAGAACACUUCUGAUAGUAGGAUUUUCACCCAGGGUUCAUACCACCGACCGUUGGUUACAUCCUUUGAUCCUAAGAAGAAAAAGAAAAGAGGAAUUUUCUGUUAUGAUAGACGGCUAAAGGAUAAUCCUGAGGUUAAAAAACUUUUCCUCGAGGCAUGGAACUUACACGGAGACUCCAAGGUAGAUGAGAGAAUCUCAUCCCGCAAAGAUGCCAUUAUGACCUGGAGUAAAAAGCAACAUCUCAAUAGCCAAAAAGAGAAUUUUAACCUCAUAGACCAACUAGAGGAAGCAAUGGUGGAUGACAGUGCACCCCAAGAGCUUAUUGAUCUUUUAAACGCUAACCUUCUCUUAGCUUACAAGAAAGAGGAAGCCUUCUGA
Molecule: messenger RNA, 2126 nt
Organism: Camelina sativa (false flax)
Lineage: Eukaryota; Viridiplantae; Streptophyta; Magnoliopsida; Brassicales; Brassicaceae
Source: RefSeq, a predicted model, not a curated record